This is a messenger RNA of Synchiropus splendidus (mandarinfish), 4012 nucleotides long. It is a transcript of the gene mier3b, whose product is annotated as mesoderm induction early response 1, family member 3 b. Gene Ontology annotation, biological process: negative regulation of transcription by RNA polymerase II. The record is from RefSeq and is a predicted model, not a curated record. The transcript has 13 exons. Gene Ontology annotation, cellular component: nucleoplasm. NCBI's taxonomy places the organism in Eukaryota, Metazoa, Chordata, Actinopteri, Syngnathiformes, Callionymidae. Gene Ontology annotation, molecular function: transcription corepressor activity; histone deacetylase binding. The coding region runs from base 81 to 1736 and encodes 551 amino acids.
AUUCACCUGGACCGCUGAUUGGUUCACGACGCUCAUCCGGGUACUGCGCUGGAACGAGCCCAUUAGCUAAAGGUACCAAUAUGGCGGAGGCUUCCCUAGGGAGUUCAAGUCCAGUUGGCUCUUUAUCAUCGGAGGACCAUGACUUUGACCCAACUGCAGAAAUGUUAGUCCAUGAAGAUGAUGAUGAGAGGACUCUGGAAGAGGAAGAGUCACGAGAAGGAGGAAGGAAUUUUAGCUCUGAAAUCGCAGAUCUUGAGAAGGAGGGUAACAUGCCAUUGGAAGAGCUUUUGGCAAUUUAUCGCUAUGAGGCUUCAGCCGGUUCCAGUAUAGACAGUUCCUCUGGAGAUCUCACUGAUGAGCUCCCAGAUAUGACUCUGGACAAGGAGGAAAUUGCAAAGGAUCUGUUGUCUGGCGACUACGAGGAGGAGACGCAGUCAUCGGCUGACGACCUCACUCCAUCUGUUACUUCACACGAGGCCACAGAUUUCUUCCCUCGAACUCUCAGAUCCAACGCCAUCUCUGAUGGUGAUAAGGAGUCAGAGUGUGAUGAUGAUGGUCCCAGUCCGGAAGAUUCCAGAAAGGAAAUAAUGGUGGGGAUGCAAUACCAGGCCGAUGUACCCUCAUGUCUGUGUCACUACAACGAUGGAGAGAAAGUGUAUGAAGAUGAAGAUGAGCUAAUGUGGAGUCCAGGUGUUCUGCCCGAGAACAAGGUUCGGAGUUUCCUGUCAGACACGUUGUCUCGAACAACAGAAGAAAAGAAUGGAUGCGACAAACCAGGCGGGCACAUACGAGACAACGAGCAGGCUUUGCAUGAGCUUGUUAGGUGCAACUACAACACACGUGAAGCUUUGGAAAGAUACUGCAGCCGCGUCAAGAGUUGUAAAGAAAAAUCUCCGCCAUGGUCAGAGGAGGAGUGUAAGAGCUUUGAGCAUGGCCUGCAGUUGUAUGACAAGAACUUCCACCUCAUCCAGAAACACAAAGUCACAUCGCGGACUGUCGCAGAAUGUGUGGCGUUCUACUACAUGUGGAAGAAGUCAGAGCGCUUCGACUUCUUUGUUCAGCAGAAUCGGUUCGGGAAGAAAAAGUACAGCAGCUACCCGGGUGUUACCGACCUGAUGGACAGGCUGGUGGACGAAGCCGAGGGCCUGGCUGUGGACAGCUCAUCGUCUGUGUGCUCAGGGGCUGGUGGUGGAGGCAGACUGGAGGCCACCACGGACCAGCAACUCAGUCUUCUCAACUCCAUCACGGCCAGCGACCUCACAGCGCUCAGCAACACGGUGGCGACGGUGUGCAGUCCGGCGGAGGUCAACUGUCUGGACUCGUACAGUUUCCCUCCCCUGGAGAGUCUCCACCGCGCCUCGCUGACUCACGAGGAGUCGCUGGGCUUCCCUCCCAACGGCGCGGACAGCGACUGCCUCAACAUGCUGGAUGCCGGCUUCUACCACUCGGACCUGGGCCAGCUGGGCGGCGUGUGCGUCAACAAGGACUGCGAGCGGCCGUCCAAGAGACUCAAGAUGGCGCUGCCCGACUCCUUUAUCAACGACAUGUCGGUGGGGAACCUGGGCGUGGACUUUGAAGCGCGACGGACAACGACACACCACCGGAUCACCGGGGCCAAAAUGGCAGUGUCCGUCACAGACUUCGGGAGCUUGGCCGGCAGCGGCGAGCCCAACGGGUUUUUGGGAGCACACGCACGGCAUCACACGCAGCACACUGCAGCACUUCAGUCCGAGUGAUCUUCCUCCGCCCCUUUUGAAUCUCGCCUGUACAUAAAGACUGACCUCACAAGUGUUUUGUUCCGAUUCUACUACACACACAAACAUGACACAUACACAUAACACACAUACACCUCACUAUAUAUAUAUAUGAAAAUACUUUUGUUUUCAUUUUUGUGUACUAUGACAUCAGUGAUGUCUCUCAUUAUAGAACUAAAUCUUGAUUUCUCUCAAGAGUAUAUAGCCAUUUGUUUUAAGUUUUUUUUUUUGUCUUGUAUCGUCCAGCGGGGCCCAGACGGCUGCACCAGGAGAGGCGUGUGUCUUCCUCACACGUACACACACACAUGCGCGCGCCUCUCCAAAGCUACACUUUUAUAUCCUGCCAUUUGUUUUUUCAGCUGCCAAAAGCUUUGUAGUUUCUGCCUCUCGUUGUUUGAAGUGGUACUUUUGUUCAUUCUCCAGCUAGUGUUUGGUUUACAGGUACUUUUUAAAAGUCCGAUUGGGUUUAAGGUGUAAAGUUAAGGUUUAGAUUCUCAGUUCGGUUUUAGGUUGAGUAGUUACUGAAACAAGUCCGCCACAGUUGAGCUCACCAUCAUGGCGUUAUUUAUUUUUUUGUUUUUAUUUGCUGAUCCCAGUUUUAUACCUAACAGGAAGUCUGAUCUUGAUUUUAACGUUCCUGUCAAAGUUCUUGAAUUGGUCACGUGAUCCUGCAAGUGAGAUUUAGUUUUCAUCGUGAAACCUGAAACAGUUUUGAUGAUAGAUAUGAUUGUUUGAAGCAUCAACAUCUCUCCAACUUCAGUCAGGAAUCAAGUGAAUUGGCUUUUUACAAAUGUUAUGCAAGUUUUUUUUUUCUUAACAACACAGAACAUCCUUAUUUUAGUGGUUUUUAUUUUGACGAAACACUACUAGUUGGCUCCAAAUUUUAACUAGAGGUCAGCAGAAGCAGUUGAGGCUUGGACAGUUUGAAACUCCGAAAUGUGUCCAUUGUUUAGGAGUGGAUUAAGCUAACAGCAACAAACUGCAGGUUUUUUUUUUUUUUAAUUUUUUUUUUUAGGAUUGCGAAGUUGCUUCCCCCCCUCACUUUGGCCAGAUAUGUGUAAAGUGAAGUGUAAAUGUCUCUUGCUUCUUCUGCCUGUUUGGGAAACCCUGCAACAGUAUUAUAUAUUUAUUUAAAUCCACUCUGACGUCGUGUCGACUUGUCUUGCGAGCGUACCAGGUCUAGUAGCAACAGGUGAAAGCAUUUUUGUUUUUCUCUUUUUUUUUUGACUGACAUGCUUUUAGCGGGUCGGACGGUUGGAUGCAGUAGUGUUUACUUAAUUUAUCUAUGCAUUGUGAUACGAGCAAACGAGUUUGUUUCAGGGGUACGUCAUGUUUCUAUGGUCCAUAUUUGAUCUGUGUACAGACGGGGACGUUGUGUCCCUGUGAUAUUUAAGUUUCCAUCAGCUUUCUAGCCUGAUGGCUUUUCUUUCUCUUGUAAAUAUUUAGCAAAUAGCCUUUAAAAAGUCUAUUACCUGACCUCUUUGGUGUUGAGACAAAGUUUAAUUUCUCCAGAUGGCCAUAUGCUGUAGAUAUGUACAGACUCCAUUUCUUUCCCCUUCCUCAUCAGGACACGGCGAAAAACCACGCAUGCUAGCUGUGUUCUCUGACUUCAGCCCAAUGCUGCCAUUUUUUUUUUUUUGCUCUACAUGUGUUAAAGAUCUUUCCUCAAAACUAAAGUCUUUAAACACUCUGGUCUGGGUGGUCGAGGGGCGGCUGCUGUCUCUUUUCUUUCCAUUCAGGUGUAAUGCAGUAGGUCCUGGAGCCGUCGCGGCUUUAGACGUGAUAUUUAUUUCACCUGUGGUGUGUACAGACGCAGAGAAACUGUCGGAAUGUAAGAGGCCAACACGUCGUAGAAGUAGUUUCUUUCCACCCUGUGAAUUCUCCAAAAUGUGAUAUUUAAUUGAUCUCUCUGGUGUGAGUGUGUGCGUGCGAGUGUGUGUGAAGGCACUAAACAAAUUUUUAUUUUGUAUCGUGUUUUGAAGUUUAAAAGAGGAGAAGCGGUUUUUCGGAGUUCAAAGGAAACCUCUGUGAAUAAAAACAGACCUUACAAAAGUUAAAGUGUAUAUCCAGAUAUAUAGACAAUCAAAGCGUCACUAUGAGAAAUGUUCCAGAAGCUAUCUUUAUUGUUUAUAAGAAUUGUACAUAAACAUUCAUUUUGUUUUUAGUUUUUCCUUUUUUUGGUUAAACAUUAUUUUGUAUUUUCUGUUGUACUUUAAUACCUUGUGUACAGAUCCAGAAAUAAAGCUCUGGAAAAAGUU